Messenger RNA from Aegilops tauschii subsp. strangulata, 1467 nucleotides. RefSeq lists its product as uncharacterized. Lineage: Eukaryota; Viridiplantae; Streptophyta; Magnoliopsida; Poales; Poaceae. The record is from RefSeq and is a predicted model, not a curated record.
UUGGCGCGCAUCGAAAAUCUUGGCAUAAAAAAAUUGGCGCGGGAAUUCUCACGCGCGUGUAUAAAUAACGGAUUUCUAGGGUUCCCUCCCCAGUUCCCCACUGCUCCUCUCCAUCUCCUCUGUCUCCCUCGAUCCGCGCCGCAGCUGCCCCCACUGCUCCGCCUCCACCGAAGCAGCGCCGCCAGCUUGACGCCCUCCCUCUCUUCUCCGUCCGUCCACCCCUCGCCGAACCAAGCUUGGAGUGUUGGGGGGACAUCGGGGAUGUUAAUCGGCGACCAAUCUUCGGCUGGAUCAAGUUAGAAACAGGUUUUGAUACUGAAGUGGGAGAGUGGUAUACUCUGUUUGAGUAUAACAUUUAUUUUCAGAAGAAACCACUUCUCCACAUGGCGGGGGCUGAAGUAGGUCAUGUGGUGUUGGAUAACAGCGAUACUGAAGUCUCAGAGGUUGUGGAAUGCGAUUCCACAGUUGUAGAAGUGCUGGAGAAGAGUGCCAGUAAAGAAUUUGGUUUGCAACUUCCCUUGGGAAACAAGGAAGACAUAGAAUCCCUCGGCACAGUUUGUGAUCUUGAGAAUAACGAGGGUAAUGCUGCUGAGGCAAUCACUCUGAACGUGGUUGCACUAGAAAUGUCCAUCUCUUGCAAGGCUCCAGAUGAAAGUAUUUCACUGGGUUGUCAAACACCAAGGGGAAACAUCUUUGACCCCUUCGCUCCAGGACCAGAGGAGGCGCUCUGUGGUGCGCCGAAGAAGAACGUGGUCAGGGGAGUAGAGACCCUCUCCCGCAGGAAGCUCAUUUUUGAAUCUGAUGACUUCCCAGUCAAGAGGUUAAGCUUUGAGUUUGAUGAUUCGGAGGAGGAAGAUCUGUAUCUCCAGGGGAUCUGCAAGAUGUUUCUUGAUCUGAUCAUCUCAAACCAAGCGCUGGAGGCAACCGGAGAUGGCGAGGCUGUUCUGAUAGACGCCAUCCCACCUGAAAGCUACAAGACCCCUGAAUCCAAGCCUCUGCUGACCGGCAUCGCAGACACCUGCCCGGACGCUCCUCUGCGGCCAUCUCUGAAGAUGAUCAAGCUCAGCCCAGGCAUCUGCCGGAAGCUCGACUUCGGUUCGGUCAGCCCCAAGACUCUUUUCGCUGAAGACAAUAAGAGCUGAGCCUGUUCCCAUCCUUUGGGAACAUGGUCUUGGUGCGGCAUCCUACAGAGGCAUGUCUGUCGUGGUAACUUUGCUAACUCUGAAGCUGUACAGAGCUAGCAGUGAUGGUUGAGUAGGAAGCAGCCUUGAUUAAGUUAUACAUGUAAAAUCUAUGUUUAGUUUUCCUUUAAUUUUAGCUAAGCCCAGUCUUACUGCCCUGAUGAUUGAUGUAGUAGUACCGGCACUUGUGCCUUGUGGGCUUUCGGCCUAGCGUUUUGUAAAUCUUGAAAAAUAGUUUGCUGUCUCUCUGUGCUUGCCUUGAACUGAAGCAGCUGUUGCAGAUUCA